This is a messenger RNA of Spinacia oleracea (spinach), 1278 nucleotides long. RefSeq names its product phenylacetaldehyde reductase. Gene Ontology annotation, molecular function: oxidoreductase activity, acting on the CH-OH group of donors, NAD or NADP as acceptor. The transcript has 7 exons. The record is from RefSeq and is a predicted model, not a curated record. The coding region runs from base 80 to 1099 and encodes 339 amino acids. Lineage: Eukaryota; Viridiplantae; Streptophyta; Magnoliopsida; Caryophyllales; Amaranthaceae.
UGAUUCAUCUCCUUUUACAGUAACCAACUACCAGCAACGCAGUUGUAGAGAGAGAGUGAGCCGUGUGAAGAGAGAGAAAAUGAACGGAGCAGGGAAGACGGUGUGUGUUACCGGAGCUUCCGGUUACAUCGCUUCAUGGCUAGUCAACCUCCUUCUUCACCGCGGUUACACUGUCAAUGCCACCGUUCGUGAUCUCAGAACUGCAAAUGGAAGUUUUUGCAAACCAUUGUCCAUUCGUGGAUAUGAUCCAAAGAAAGUUGAGCACUUGCGUUCUCUAGAUGGAGCUAAGGAACGGCUUCACUUGUUUCCGGCAAACCUGUUGGAGGAGGGAUCUUUUGAUGCCGCUGUGGAGGGGUGUGAAGGUGUAUUUCACACUGCUUCUCCCUUCUUCAAUGAUGCUAAAGACCCAGAGGCUGAAUUGCUUGAUCCUGCUCUGAAGGGAACACUUAAUGUACUCAAUGCCUGUGCAAAAAUCCCGUCGAUAAAAAGAGUGGUACUUACAUCUUCAAUGGCAGCGGUUGCAUACAAUGGAAAAUCUCGAACUCCUGAAGUGGUGGUUGAUGAAACCUGGUUUAGUGAUCCAAACCUCUGCAGGGAAUCAAAGGCGUGGUAUGUGCUCUCUAAAACUAUGGCCGAGGAAGCUGCAUGGAACUUUGUGAAGGAGAAGGGUAUCGAUAUGGUAACUAUAAAUCCAGCAAUGGUUAUUGGUCCAUUGUUGCAGCCAACACUCAACACAAGUGCAGCUGCAAUAGCGAAUUUAUUCAAUGGGGUAAAAGCUUACAGAAACAUGACUUUCGGUUGGGUGCAUGUUAAAGAUGUUGCCAUGGCACAUAUCUUGGCACUCGAGGUUCCUUCAGCUAAAGGAAGAUACUGUUUAGUCGAAAGUGUCGCCCAUUAUUCAGAUAUUGUUAAGGUGUUAAAAGAGCUUUACCCGAAUGCUGCACUUCCUGAAAAGUGUGAAGAUGACAAACCUUUUGCAUCAGUUUACCAGGUCUCCAAGGAGAAAACUCAAAGUUUGGGCAUCGACUAUAUUCCUCUUAAAACGAGCCUCAAGGAGACUGUCGAAAGCCUCAAGGAGAAGGGAUUUAUUAGCAUUUGAUUUGACUUACUUGAGUUGCACUUAUCAAUAGCUAGUUUUGAAUAAGAGGUUUUGAGUAAUAUAUGAGACUAAUAGCUAAGCUUUUGUAAUGGUGUGAGUUAUUCUGCUUAUGUAUGACAUUGGUAAGAUAUUGUUCUCAAAACUUGUCUUCAAUCUAAUAACAUUCACUCAAUUUUUAA